AUAACGUGGGUUUCAGGUUCAAGUACUGGUUUAUUUUACCAGGACUUCAUUUCCCAGAGGCGCUUGCGCCCCGCUCGACAAUCCGGGAAAAUCGGAGUGCGCUUGCGUAUCCAGACGUGGCAACGGCAUCAUGGCCUCUUGGAACCGCAACGGGAGUAGGAUGAGAGAGGCGAAAAUGUCCAUGCUGGUGCUGCUGUUGAUGCUGCUGUCGGCGUUGGACGCUGUCAAAGUGUCUCCUCUAAUAGAGAAAGUUGGGGACCACAAAGACUUCAAGAAGCUUCUCAGGACAAGAACCAACGUUCUGGUGCUCUACACAAAAACAGCAACGUCGGGAGACUCCCAUUUGAAGCUGCUGUCCGAUGUUGCACAAACAGUAAAAGGCCAAGGGACCAUUGCCUGGGUCAAUUGUGGAGAUUCAGAGGGCCGUAAACUCUGUAAGAAGGUAAAAGUGGACCCAAGUUCAAAACAAGGAGGAGUAGAGCUGCUGCAUUACAAAGAUGGAACCUUUCAUACAGAAUACAACAGACCUACUACAAUAAAGUCAAUGGUAGCAUUUCUAAAAGACCCAUCAGGCCCUCCACUUUGGGAGGAAAACCCUGACGCAAAAGAUGUGGUCCACGUUGAAACAGAAAAAGACUUCAGAAAGUUGCUGAAGAAAGAAGAGAAGCCAGUGCUCAUGAUGUUUUAUGCUCCCUGGUGUGGAGUUUGUAAAAGAAUGCAGCCCAUUUUUCAGCAAGCAGCCACUGAGGCAAAAGGACAGUUUGUAUUGGCAGGAAUGAACGUCCAUCCAACGGAGUUCGAUGGCCUCAAGCAGGAAUACAGUGUCAAAGGCUAUCCAACCUUUUGUUACUUUGAGAAGGGAAAAUUCCUUUAUCACUAUGAAAACUAUGGUGCUACAGCCAAGGAUAUUACAGACUGGCUGAAGAACCCUCAGCCCCCAAAGCCAAAAACUCCAGAGGUGCCGUGGUCAGAGACGGAUUCAGCCGUCUUUCAUCUCGCUGACGACACGUUUGACAGCUUCUUAGAGGAACACCCUGCAGCCCUGAUCAUGUUUUACGCCCCGUGGUGUGGCCACUGCAAGAAAAUGAAGCCAGAAUAUGAUGAAGCUGCUGAAAUACUCAACAAAGAUGCAGAUAGUCCAGGAGUGUUGGCAGCAGUGGAUGCCACAGUGCACAAAGCUUUGGGGGAGCGCUUUAAGAUCUCUGGUUUCCCAACCGUUAAAUAUUUUGAAAAAGGAGAAGAGAGAUACACGUUGCCACACCUUCGAACUAAAAAUAUGAUAGUGGAAUACAUGCACAAUCCACAGGCACCUCCACCGCCAGAGCUGUCAUGGGAGGAUAAGCCCUCAAGUGUGAGCCAUCUUGGAUCAGAAGAUUUCAGAGAAGCUCUGAAGAAGAAAAAGCACGCUUUGGUCAUGUUCUACGCCCCCUGGUGUCCUCAUUGUAAAAACGCCGUUCCACACUUCACCACGGCGGCAGAGCUCUUUAAGGAGGAUCGCAAGAUCGUUUAUGCUGCAGUGGACUGCACAAAAGGACAGAACCAUGAAGUCUGUAAGCAGGAAGGGGUGGAAGGUUACCCAACAUUCAACUACUACAACUACGGCAAGUUUGUGGAACGAUAUAAUGGAGAGCGUGGGGAGGCGGGCUUCACGGGAUUCAUGCGCAGCUUAAGAGGACGAGACCAGGAGAAGGUAGUCAAGAGGAAGGAGGAGCUCUGAGCCGGGCGAGGGGACGAUGCACACUCACCCUCGAGCUCGGCCCAGUCAGCACUGAUAUGGGAGAUACUGAUGACCUCAGCAACGGCUGUUUUUUCUUUUUUUCUUUUUUUGUUUUUUCUAUUUCUGGGUGACCCUGUUUGUAAUAAUACCAGUGGAUUAUUUACAGUCCAACCACUUGAGACUUGUUUUCCCGUUUGAUUUCUCCAUAUGUAUUCUGAUGGGGCAAGAAAAGAAAAACAUAGAAACAAAACUGACUGUUUUUUGCCCACCCACUGUGAAUAUGUGAAAAACGACACCCUAAACUGUAUCUAUGCAAUAGUGACCCCUGCUUAGCCCCGAGGGGGUCUAUGUGACUGUGUUGAUGUCUAACGAGGGCAUCAAGGCUGAAGUAGAACUUCUAUUGUCCAUCAUUACACAAAGGUUCCUGUCCAGUUUGUCUUUAUGGACGAUUUAUCUACACACACCUGUAUGGUCUUUGGUUUUGUACAGAACUUUAGUUCCAUCAAUGAUAUGGAUAAAUGAUUUAUCACUCACUAAUCAUUCAAACUUGUAACGUCAAAUGUGAAGCACUGCAGUAAGUUAGAAGAAGCUGUGUACUUUUAUUUUUUUUAAGAUCAGUAUUCUGUUUGGGUCUGCACCCUCAUUGGUUGUUUUCUCUGACUUGAAUUCUUUUGGUUUACUUCAAAAUGUGGCCUUAAAAGAUAAAAGAAAGUAAAAUAUCUGGCACUGUAAAAAUCUAAAUUUUGGAGAACUCCGAGGCCUGGUGUCCUUUUACGUUCUCAAGACUUGAACAGAAGAAGAAAUAAUGUGUACAUUUGAUGCCAAAUGUCGCUGCGCACGCUCCUUUAUAUACACAGGGUGACAUUUCAUCUCCAGCACCGAACAGGAAGUCAUUGAAGCAAAAGAGAUCCAUUUAUAUCAUUGCUUAGGAUUUGGUUUAGUUCUGCAUUACAGAAUGGUCAAAAUCAUUUUUUAUUGUGAUUUCACACCGCAGGAAUGCUGCAGAUCUCUAAACUCACAUUCAGGGUUU
Oryzias melastigma (Indian medaka) is the source of this 2747-nucleotide messenger RNA. It is a transcript of the gene pdia5, whose product is annotated as protein disulfide isomerase family A, member 5. Gene Ontology annotation, cellular component: endoplasmic reticulum. The record is from RefSeq and is a predicted model, not a curated record. The transcript has 18 exons. Lineage: Eukaryota; Metazoa; Chordata; Actinopteri; Beloniformes; Adrianichthyidae. Gene Ontology annotation, biological process: protein folding. Gene Ontology annotation, molecular function: protein disulfide isomerase activity. Bases 131 to 1717 code for a protein of 528 amino acids.